AUGCCUCCGUUUCGCGUCACAACAUGGAAUGUAAACGGCAUCAGAAACCCAUUUGCCUACCAACCUUGGGUAGAGCAAAGAAGCUUCCAGGCCAUGUUUGAUAUCCUCGAAGCCGACAUUGUCGUCAUGCAAGAGACCAAAAUUCAGCGAAAGGAUCUGCAAGAUGACAUGGUCUUGGUCCCCGGUUGGAAUGUCUUCUUCAGCUUGCCCAAGUACAAAAAAGGAUAUUCGGGUGUCGCCAUCUACACUCGGAAUGCGACUUGUGCACCCAUCAGGGCUGAAGAGGGCAUCACUGGUGUGCUUUGCCCUCCAAAAUCCACAACAAGCUUCCGUGACUUGCCCUCGGAUCAACAGAUAGGAGGCUAUCCACGACCCGGCCAACUAUCGUGCGCCGUAGAGGAUUCCACUCUCGACUCCGAAGGGCGAUGCGUCAUCCUCGAGUUCCCUGCGUUUGUGCUGUUUGGAGUCUACAGCCCAGCCAAUCGAGAUGAGAGCCGGGAUGAAUUCCGCACGAGUUUCUUCGAAGCACUCGAUGUCAGGGUACGAAACUUGGUUGCCGCUGGGAAGCAAGUCGUCCUGGCUGGAGACUUGAACGUCAUUCGCUCGGAAAUGGACUCGACCAAUGUCCUCGACGCUCUGCGGAAAGAUGACAUGACGCUUGAAGAUUGGAUGUCUCUUCCGACUCGCCGCAUCUUCAACCAGAUGCUUUUCGAGGGCGCCGUUUACGGGGAACGCGACGAAGGGCGGGAAAAUGCUGUUCUCUGGGACCUGUGUCGAGUCUUCCACCCUCGCCGCCUAGGCAUGAACACUUGCUGGGACACCAAGAGAAACACGAGGCCUGCCAACAAUGGAAGCCGUAUAGACUACAUCCUGUGCAGCGACGGCAUCAAGGACUGGUUCACAUAUGCGGAUAUUCAGGAAGGUCUCAUGGGCUCUGAUCAUUGCCCUGUCUUCGCCACGCUUGCGGACACGGUCAGCAUCGACGGGGUCGAGACGGCGCUCCUUGACGCCCUGAAUCCGCCCGGCAUGUUCAAGCAAGGCAAGCGACUCCGUCAGCUAGGCCAGAAGGACCUCCUACCCCUCUCUGCAAGGCUGAUUCCCGAAUUCGACCGCCGGCAAAGCAUCCGAGACAUGUUCAAGAAAUCCGCACCCGCUGCUUCCAGUGAUGCCGCCCCCAGCUCGGAGCCAGCAUUCAGACCGGAAACUGUGGCUUCCAACACGCCAGCCGCUGACUUGCAGAGCACCAGCGCUUCGUCAAAAAAGAACGCCGACAUGGCAAGCACACCGUCUGCCGACUCACUGAAAAGGUCCUGCGAUCCUAUUGUUCCUCCGCCCAGGCCGCUGAAGCGCAGCAAAUCCACUGUAGAGCUCAACUCUUGCAAGCCAAAAAAGAACCCGGGGCAGAGGACGCUGCAAGGAUUUUUCAAGCCCGUCCCCUCGGUUGCCGCGGCACCUGCAACACUGAGCAGCAGCGAUGGACAGUCUGGCGGCUCGUCAAAACCCAUUGCCAAUCCAUUGGCACCACAGUCUCCGGGUGUAUCCGACGGGGAGAUGGCCUGUAAAAGCACGAGUCCAAACACGGCGCCGACAUGUGAUCAAGGCCAGUCAGCUACCGGGCCCAAGCCUCCAGGCGCAGCAUUCGAUUCCCAAGAAGCCAAAGAGUCCUGGUCAAAACUGCUGGGUAAACGGGUCGUUCCACGGUGCGAACAUGACGAGCCUUGCAUUAGCCUGGUCACAAAGAAGCCUGGUAUGAAUCGUGGGAGAUCGUUUUACAUAUGUCCUCGCCCUUUAGGUCCGUCCGGCGAGAAGGAAAAGGGAUCCGAAUGGCGAUGUGGAACGUUUAUCUGGAGCAGCGACUGGAACGGGACUUGA
Ustilaginoidea virens is the source of this 1872-nucleotide messenger RNA. RefSeq lists its product as uncharacterized. Gene Ontology annotation, biological process: base-excision repair. The coding region runs from base 1 to 1872 and encodes 623 amino acids. The record is from RefSeq and is a predicted model, not a curated record. Gene Ontology annotation, cellular component: nucleus. The transcript is spliced from 6 exons. Gene Ontology annotation, molecular function: DNA-(apurinic or apyrimidinic site) endonuclease activity; double-stranded DNA 3'-5' DNA exonuclease activity; endonuclease activity. NCBI's taxonomy places the organism in Eukaryota, Fungi, Ascomycota, Sordariomycetes, Hypocreales, Clavicipitaceae.